AUGGGGAGGCUAAGAGCAUUGGUUUACGUCAGCCUCACCUGUCAAAUACUUCUUAUUGUUCUGGGAAAUCGCAGAAAGUGUAUUCCCCGAAUUUGGAUCAAAGCGGUAGUCUGGUCUGCCUACUUGCUCGCAGAUUCUGUAGCAACCAUUGCCCUUGGCAUACUCUUAAAUGACCUCGGAGAAAUCUAUCACAAUCGUGGCCAUGCUGACAAAAACACGGAGGUUACUGCAUUUUGGGCACCAUUUUUUCUUUUGCAUUUGGGUGGCCCUGAUACUAUUACAGCUUAUGCCUUAGAAGACAAUGAAUUGUUCUUACGCCACGCAUUUCAACUAAUUGUCCAAACACUGGCAACAAUAUUAAUCUUUCUCACGGCAUGGAAUGGUUCUCAUCCUUCACGUCUCGCAAUUCCAAUGAUUAUUGUUGGUUUCAUCAAGUACGCAGAGAGGACUCUUACUCUUUGGUUAGCAAGCAGUAAUCGACUUAGAGACUCUAUGCUCUCUCCUCCUGAAGCUGGUCCCAAUUAUCACAGAUUCAUGCAUGAGUACUGUUUGAAACAUGCCGAGGGGUACAUGUUGAAGACAGAAGAGAUGCCUGAUGCGGUAGCAAUUACAAUAGACACACCUGAAUCUCAAGACAAUUUCACUUCUGAUGAUAAAAUUAAACACGCACAUGCAUUGUUUCAAUUGUUCAAGCGUCUGCUAGCAGAUCUCAUCCUUAGCAACCAAGAGCGCGAGACGAGUCAAUCUUUAUUUCAUAAGAUGAAAAAUUACAAAGAUGUUUUUGAUGUGAUCGCCAUUGAACUGGGGUUCAUGUAUGAUUUGCUAUACACCAAGGCCACAAUAAUUACUACUGUUCGUGGUCUUGCUUGCCGCUUUAUCUCUACUCUUUUAACCUGCGUUGUGUUGGGGAUUUUUUAUUCUGCAGAGAAGCAGAAUUAUCAAAAGGUUGACAUUUAUAUAACCUACUCGUUGCUAUGGGUAGCUAUUGGUCUAGAAAUAUAUGCUGCUCUUGUUCUAGUCCUCUCAGACCAGUCCAGAAUUUGGUUCAUUAAGCACAAGGAGAUUGCCAUCUUAUUAAAACCCAUACAGCUUUUGGAACCAGUUAUAAAACCAUCACGGUGGUCAAAUCUCAUUGCGCAAUACAGUUUUACAAGGCAUUGUUUUGAAGAGAGACCUGGUUACUACAAAGUCCUGAAGCACAUCCACGUGCUUAAACUAUGGGAGAAGCAUCAAUAUAACUUCCACAUCCAACUUCCCGAAGACUUGAAAGAGAUGAUAUUCAAACAUGUCAAGAGUAAACUUGAAGAAUUUGAGAAGAAACUUGAAGAAUCUGAGAAGAGACAAGGAAACGACAGUAAUCUUAGAGACUUAAACACAAGAGGAAGCCGCGUUCUUAAAAAAUAUAACGAGCUUAUUCCUUCUUCGGUUCAUGAUCUUGAAUGGAGUGUUAAGGACGUUGAGUUUGACCAAAGCAUCCUUAUCUGGCACAUUGCAACAGAACUCUGCUGCGUUUACUCAAAUAAUAGGGGAAGCAUUUCAGCUGAUAUCAAAAAGAAUUGUGAUAUGAGCAGUGUCUUGUCAAAUUAUAUGAUGUAUCUCCUAGUUAUGUAUCCUUCCCUGUUGCCAGUUGGGAUAGGCCUAAUCAGGUUACAGGAUACUCGAGAGGAGACCAUGAAAUUUCUCAAAGAACGAGGGUUUGAUAAAAAGAAAAAAAUUGAAGAAAAUAAGAAUGUAGCUUGGAAUAUGUUAUUGGGAGUGAAAACUCACGUAAAGCCUAUCAAAGUGAAAGGAGACAGAUGCAAGUCCGUUUUAUUUGAUGCUUGCAGUGUGGCAUCGGUAAUAAAUGGAAUUUCAGAAGAAAAAGUUAAAUGGGAGAUGGUUAGAGAUGUUUGGUUGGAGAUGUUAACUUAUGCAGCAAGUGAAGGAAGAGGAAGUGAACAUGGUAGUCACCUGAGACGAGGGGGAGAGCUCCUCACUCAUGUCUGGCUUCUUAUGGCAAAUUUUGGUAUAAGUGAGCAGUUUCAGAUAUCGAAAGGUCAUGCAAGAGCUUAUCUAAUUGCUAAAUAG
Messenger RNA from Pistacia vera, 2067 nucleotides. RefSeq lists its product as uncharacterized. The transcript has a single exon. NCBI's taxonomy places the organism in Eukaryota, Viridiplantae, Streptophyta, Magnoliopsida, Sapindales, Anacardiaceae. The record is from RefSeq and is a predicted model, not a curated record. Bases 1 to 2067 code for a protein of 688 amino acids.